GACGAAGUGAUUAUUGGACCAAAUGGUUAUUUGACGAAAUGGUUGUUAGACGAAGUGUUGACGGACGGAAUGGCAUUAGACGAAAUGAAGUAAGACCAUGAAUGGGCAAAUUCCCAAUAGACGAAUCAGCAGUUAACCGACGCAGAUAUUCAUCUGACGUUAGUCAUAAUCCUUUAUAGAAAGAAAUUCUUCAAAUUGGCAAUAGCCAACCUGCUUGAGCCAUGCCAUAGUUGCCGGAUACUUUAAUUCUUUACGUAAUGAAUUAAUGUCUGCCGGUGAGGAGUCGCUGACGUAAUCGUCGAUUUGUAAUUUAAAAAAUGGACCAAAAUUCGUUCCCAUCGUCCGGUCUGUUUGGUUCAUAUGGAGCUUAUUCAUCUAGUGAUCCAUCUCUAAACAUACCAGUCACGUCAGGAGCCAGUGGGUCCCUCUCUCCCUACCUGAAUGUUGAUCCGAUUUAUCUAAAUCAGGGCGAUUCACAGUUCAUCAUCCCCAAUGGGCAAGCUAGAACGAGAGGCAGAUUUGAGCUGGCUUUCUCUCAGAUUGGUGGUUCAUGUCUGGCAGGUGCUGCAUAUGGUGCUCUGAACGGCCUGCGUAUAUCAGGUGCUGAGACGAAAGAACUUGCCGGCAGAGUACGGAUGUCACAAAUGUUAACACUGGUCACGAAACAGGGAGCCUCCUCUGCAAAUUCAAUAGGAGUUGUUGCCCUUAUGUACACUAUCUUUGGUAUUGGUCUUUCAUGGAGUAGAGGAACAGAUGAUGAGAUUAACACAUUGGGUGCUGCAACCAUGACUGGCUUACUUUAUAAAUCUUCUGCUGGAGUGCCCAGAAUGCUUCGGGGCGGAGCCGUCGGCCUGACCCUUGCUUCAGCCUACUGUUUGUACCAAAACCGAGACAAAUUGACGUCGGUUGGAAGCAAUACACAGUACUAGAUCGCCACCGGAGCUCUGAUAGUUGAACUGUAUUUAUUGACAAAGACUCUAUGAUGAUCUAUUUGUGGACAUGCCUCUUCUGAUCAUGGAUAUCGUGGUUUGGAAUAUUAUCGAUGCCAAGGAGUUGAGGACCCUGUCUUACAAAGAGUUGCGAUGAUUUGACCAAUCACAAGUAUGAAAAGCCAGCAACGCUUGCAUCUAGAAUGCAUACAUGUGUUGAAAGUGUUUUCUGAAGCCCAGGGCCCCGUCUUACAGAGAGUUGCGAUUGAUCCAAUCAAUCUCAACUCUGCCUCCUUUUCUUUGGGUAUCAUGUUAUGCAGAAGUCGGUUCAUAAGAUGAAGUCGCCAUCCUAUUUGAUUUCUUGUUAAUAUCUGAAACAUUGUACAAGAGGUCUAACGCUCUGUCAAGGUCUUGAACCCACAACCCUCCUAUUGUGAGGUCACUGCUAAUCCAUUCUUGCUUCAACCGAAGAUAAUGCAGCUUUGAUCAGUAACGUUAUUGGCGCUGUAUCAUUCGGCUCUAAACAAGAAAUUGACUGAGAUUUGUGCGAUAAAUAUACCUACUGUACAUCCCUUGAAAGUGGAAUACAUCAUCACUUUGGCAGUCUGGUUUGUUGUGAUGUCUGCACAAUACCCAUAGUCCACUGUCAAGAGAUACAUGUCUGCCGCCCUCUCUUGUCGAAAAAAAUAUUGAGUAUCAAAUUAUAACGAUAAAGAUUGACUUGGGAAGUGCAUAACAGAUAGAACCUCUCUCAAUGCACUUUACAGUGGAAGACAUAUAUUCACAUAGUAUAAAACAAAGUUAAUGUAAGAAUUACAUACAAAUUUGUAAUAAAUUAACAAAUCCAAAUUCAUUAGGGUGGAUGGAGCGUAUAACAAGAGAUUACCAGUAUCCCUAGAUGAGUAGCGACAUUGGCAUCUGAAUUUUUCUGGACCCAAAACGAUGUUUAUUCUCACAAUUCAAGAAGGGUGGGUGUUCUUAAUAGGCUACUUGGAUUGAUGCAUUGCGCAAUGAUGGACACACUUUGGCAUUCAUAUCUUGAGUCGGCAUUUUUCUAUAAUCAAGGUACGCUUGUCGAGAUUAAUGAUGGGCGCCAUCAUAUUCCAAAUUGAUAUGGAAAUGUCAUACACGUAUGAUCUUCUUUGAGGGCUUAAAUUAAUUGAUCAGUGGCUCAAAUCUUUUAAUUUAUACUUUUUUUCUAAGUUUUUUGAUGGUGUUACUGACAUUAACAACUUACAGGGGAAGUUCACCCUGACAAAAAGUUUAUUCAGAAAAUAGCAGAAAAAGAUAUUGCCGAAAGUUUGAGAAAAAUCAGUCAAAGGAUUGAAUGGUUAUUAGAAUUUUAAUUGUUUGAUUUGUGACAUCAUAUGCGAGCAGCUUUCCUACAUAUCGUAUGGUAAAAAAAUUAAUGAAUUGUCAUUUUCUCAGAUAAGUGAUAGUGUUUUACUUUACCUUCAGUAUAUCAAUAGACAAAUCAUUUCACACCCGUCCCUAAAAUGAAAACAAAAAUAAGUCAUCACGAAUCAUAAAAAAACUUAAAUUUAUACAUUUUAUAUUAGAUAACAUAUGGGGCAGCUGCUCGUUUAUGACAUCACAAAUCCAAAACUUAAAUUCUAAUAACUUUCUUAAUCUUGAAUGGAUUUGCAUCAAACCUUCGCCAAUAUUUUUUAUUAUUGUUUCUGCUAUUUUAGCAACAAACUUUUCUUCAGGGUGAGCUUCCCAUUUAAUAAAAUGGAAUUUACCAUUCCUGUUUUGUUUUCACUGACGGGUUAUUUGGCUAGAAGGGAAAUGGAGAAACAAGGAGACUGAAAUAGAAGGGCAAAACGAAAGAGGAGGGGGAGGGUGUACAAUUUUUUUUCUCCAUUUGACCUCUUUGCCCCUUUUUAUUUCCGUACCACAGGCGACAUAUUUUGAAAUCUUUGACUCUUGAACUUGUUAUUUUUCUUCUAAAUCUCACCACAAUUUUAAUACAAAAGAUAGAAAUUCUGCUUUUUUAGCCUAUCCUUGGACUAAACCCUGCAACAUUGUAAGGGCAAUCAUCAUUUAAUAAGCCAGUUUGUAGUUCCACUCUGCGCACGAUCAGAAGAUUCUGUGCAUGAUCAGAGGAAGGUCAUUUGUACUAAAGUGACAUGGUGGUUUAAAAUUUAAUGAGACAAGCACCAAAUUCGAUGUCUUGAUUAUUCAUAUAUUCUUUUGAAUUGUGUUUUUCAUUCACAUCCACAAAAAAAUGCAUCCACGAAUGACUGGUAUAUUUCACAGUUUGCCAAGUACAUUGUACAACAUCCUCUAAUAUGCAUUCAAAGUAGAAAUGCAACAAAUAACUUCAUAGAGUUUUCAUUGAUGUGCUAUUCUAGUCACCUGGUCUAUUCAAUUUCUUCAUCCUGCUAUGUAAGGCAUGCAUACAUAAUAUCUUGCUUUGAAAUCUACCUAUCUUAAUGAAAGAAAUGAAAGGUCAUUUGACCAAAAUUGUCCCAGAAGUAACUACGAACUGGUCUAUUGCACCACGCUCCACAAUUUUUCUGAUUUGUUGCAUAUUAUUCAAUAGCUGUAUGAUUCUGAGUUGUAUCCUUGAUGGAAUGAACCCUAUUCUGACUUGAGGAAGAAAAUGUUGGAAAAAUGGGAAGGAAAGGGGAACGGAGAGAGAGAAAUAUGUGUUUCAUUAAACUGCAUUGUAGAAAAGAAUGUAUGAAACAGAAAAGAUGCAAAAAGAAGUGAAACCUACAAGAGGGUGACAUCUUCCUCUAUAUUGGGGGGGGGGGGCAUCGUGGUCUAGUGGUUAAGACUCUCGUCUUUCAAUCUGAAGGACAUGGGUUCGAUUCCAAGCCAUGGCGCGUUUUCCUUCAGCAAGAAAUUCACCCACAUUGUGCUGCACUCGACCCAGGUGAGGUAAAUGGGUACCUGGUAGGAAGAGUUUCCUCAGAGAGCUGCGAGCUCCAGAAUCGAUAGAUUAGCUAGCUCCGAUAUUACCCCGACUAGCUAGUAGACCAGCUAGCCAGGGUAAUAAAGGAGCGCCUCGAGCACCAACAAGGUGGAUAUGUGCACUAUACAAAUCUUAUAUCAUUAUUCCUAGUUUUGCUGCCUUUAUUUUUAUUCCUAUAUUCUCCUAUUCAACUGACCCAGCCGUCCUUCACAGGACCAUCCACAUGGUGAAUAAUUAACCUCUACCAUUUUACUGCUUUUGAGAACUUGUUUAUAUGAAAUGUAAAAUCUCUGAAUGAAACUGAUAUAGGAUGUUGAAUAAAGGUUCUGGCCUUAUAUGUAAAAAUGA
Lytechinus pictus (painted urchin) is the source of this 4197-nucleotide messenger RNA. Its product is annotated as mitochondrial import inner membrane translocase subunit Tim23-like. Gene Ontology annotation, molecular function: transmembrane protein transporter activity. The coding region runs from base 318 to 929 and encodes 203 amino acids. Gene Ontology annotation, biological process: protein import into mitochondrial matrix. Gene Ontology annotation, cellular component: mitochondrial inner membrane; TIM23 mitochondrial import inner membrane translocase complex. Lineage: Eukaryota; Metazoa; Echinodermata; Echinoidea; Temnopleuroida; Toxopneustidae. The record is from RefSeq and is a predicted model, not a curated record. The transcript has 7 exons.